Messenger RNA from Rotaria socialis, 552 nucleotides. NCBI's taxonomy places the organism in Eukaryota, Metazoa, Rotifera, Eurotatoria, Philodinida, Philodinidae. The record is from the annotation of a GenBank genome assembly.
AUGCCAGAAUUUCACAAACUUAUGUUGUUUGCCGGAGCUGGUAUUGGCGCUUUUGCAUUAUUACUGCUUAUUAUUAGUGUAGCUACACCUGCAUGGCUUGACGAUGGACAAGGCAGUACUAUUGGUCUUUUCCGAAAAUGUGUUUCAGCUAAUUUGCCUAAUGCUACAAAUCUUGGUAAUGGAUGUCAUAACGAAAAUCGUGUUACUCAAGGUGGUUUGUCCGUGUUUGGUCUUUUAUUGCUUGUAUUCUCUAUUUUUGCGACAAUUGCUGCCGCAUUUACAGGAAAUACAUUACUUUUAUUAAUUUCUUUGGGUUUGAUGUAUUUUUCGUCUAUGUUUGUUAUGUCAGCGUAUGCAACGUGGGGAGCUUAUUCACGUGAUUUUGACUCGUACUCUUUUCCGUAUGGAACAGCAACGGCAACUCAACAUACAUCAAUGGGUUAUUCGUAUAACUUAUGUGUUGCUGCACAUUUCUUUCUCUGGACGGCACUAACAUGUGUCGCAUUUGGUGUUGGAAAUUAUUUGGGUGCCGAACGAAAUUCUUCAGGUUAA